Molecule: messenger RNA, 456 nt
Organism: Fusarium graminearum PH-1
Lineage: Eukaryota; Fungi; Ascomycota; Sordariomycetes; Hypocreales; Nectriaceae
Exons: 3
Coding region: 1-456 (151 amino acids)
Source: RefSeq, a predicted model, not a curated record
AUGCACUUCUCUGCCGGUAUCAGUCUUGCAGUUCUUUCAGCAGUGUUGACGCCUGCUGCAGCGUGGGAAGCGACACUCUACACGGAUUCUAUCUGCCUUGCAAAGGGAAACACACAGUACCGUAUCAUCUCGGGUGGUGUCGACGGUGGAUGCAAUGUCCUAGGCAAGGACAUGCCAGGCACCUCGUGUGAUAAGUUCACAAACGGAGGUGCUGAUAAAGGAGCUUGUGAUGGCGAGAAGUUCCAGCCCUCGUCUAUUCUUGUUCAGCCAGACACAGCCUGCAUCGUCUAUGCCGAUGAUCAUUGUGGGGUUGGUGGUGAGCUGGCCUACCCUAAAAACAACAUACCAACUUGCUUGGGCUAUACCGCCGGGAUUGGUUUCGGUCUUUCGAGCAUCAAAUCAUUUGCAUGCACUGCUUCUUCCAACCUUAAGGGCUCGGGAAUUCCUGGAUUUUAG